AUGGCGGGCAACCUCGGCCCUCGUUCAACGCAUUCUAAUAGUAUCACGUCCAACACCGCAAAGCAGCAGCAGCCAGCAACACUUGCUAAGCGCCUGCUCUUUCCGCACUUGUCACCAGGCUCAGACUUGCCGCCGUUGUUUGCUUCACCAACAUGCUCACCCGAACUUAACGCGGAGGCCUAUGAUUUUCUUGCGCUUGCUUUGCGCGCCUUCGUCAAUACUUGGUGGACCAAGAUUACUCGCUAUGACAAGGAAUUACUUCCAGAAAUUACGAUUGUCCUCACGACCGUCCUUCGGACACUCGAAACACGCCUGCUAUCCACUGACUUUUCAUUAUUCAUGUUUUCAGUCGCCCCCGCUCUAAUAACGCAACACUAUCGUGACUACCGACAUGCCGCGUCCAAGGCGUCUACCUCGUAUGCAAUGGGUGGUGCUAUACCACUUCCACACCUCUUUCACCAACUGCAGCCUCACGUGGCAAUUUCUCCCGAGGGUAAAAUUGACGAAGAAUACUUUCGCCAGGCAUUCGACCAUGUACUUAGAUCAUGUCUACCUCCUCAAAAUUAUACUCCAGAGGCUGAGCGAUACAUUGUGCGUGAAAUCAUCCUCAAGGUACUAGUCAAGGAUGUUAUUCCGCGAGUCUCCCAGCCUUGGUUUAUUCAGAGAACAAUUUUGGACUUACUCGGUCCAUCACUUGACACAGACCUCCAAACGUAUCGCCACCUGUCACAUACUCAUCACGCUCAUUUUUCUUUUCAUUCCCUCCUUGUGUUCUUCCUCUCUGCUGUGCAGUCCAUCUCUGGGAUGGGCCUAGCCCUUGUUCAAACAUAUAAGCAGACGCUCAGUACCAUCAAACUCGUUAAUCACUCCACGCGCCCAACAGUUAAUCAACGACGAGCAAGUGAGCCAUGGAGGAAAGCUCGUCCAGCUCCUAUAUCGCCUAUGAGAAAUGCAAGAUCAAUCUCACCACCUUUGUCAUCAUAUGCUUCAGCAGCAUCGUCUACUCUUUCCCUGCAUGCAGAUAUUCCUCAACCCAACCCUCAACGUUCAUCCAGCCAUUAUGCUCGAGAGCCUCUCACGAUGAUAUCCGAGCUGUUUACAAUGUACGAGCGCUUUGCUACAAGCGCAGUAAUGCAUAUGUUGUGUAUGAUCUGUGCGGCCACGACUCCGCUCAUGGACCGACUCUUAACCCACUUACUGUAUACCCGGAUUCUGUGCGCGUCUUCUAUAUUAUUUGUACUACGACUGUCCAAGCAUACAUUAUUCCCAAAUGGAUACCCAGGCCCGCCUCCGAUCGAUCCCACUCCAGAAGAACAAAUUAUUAUUCACCAGCAGUUGGUUCGGCGACUGCGCGAACAGGUGCCAGCAUUUCUGGCUCCUGUCCUUCUUGGAUCAUCGCCAGAACGCACUGUUGAGGAAAUGAUCAGGCCCCUUGGCGACGCUGGGUGUAAUGCACACCUUGCAGUCUUUCUCCUGGACGCGUUAUUAUUGUCCAUUUUCCCAGAGAUGGGAGUUGAAGGGAGUGCUGGGAAUGCCGACGUGGAUGUAGCAGAAAGGUUAGAUGACGACGGAAUUCAGGACUGGGCGCCAAGGCUAAGUCGAACUUCAACGUCGGCGAUGACUCUAUAGCGAUGUCACAAUUUCUGUGCGAUUUUCCUGAGUUUCCGAUUCGGAACCACAUCGCGUAUUUGUCUAUAUUUAUUGACGUCACACGGUACGGUAUAUAUGGUCAAGCAAGAAAUUAGCGUAUUCCCAGCGUUUGUC
Messenger RNA from Suillus fuscotomentosus, 1764 nucleotides. RefSeq names its product PXA domain-containing protein. Lineage: Eukaryota; Fungi; Basidiomycota; Agaricomycetes; Boletales; Suillaceae. The transcript has 3 exons. Gene Ontology annotation, molecular function: phosphatidylinositol binding. The coding region runs from base 1 to 1629 and encodes 542 amino acids. Gene Ontology annotation, cellular component: intracellular membrane-bounded organelle. The record is from RefSeq and is a predicted model, not a curated record.